Molecule: messenger RNA, 1836 nt
Organism: Pogonomyrmex barbatus (red harvester ant)
Lineage: Eukaryota; Metazoa; Arthropoda; Insecta; Hymenoptera; Formicidae
Gene: bigmax
Product: helix-loop-helix-leucine zipper transcription factor bigmax
Biological process (GO): regulation of transcription by RNA polymerase II
Cellular component (GO): nucleus
Molecular function (GO): RNA polymerase II cis-regulatory region sequence-specific DNA binding; DNA-binding transcription factor activity, RNA polymerase II-specific; protein dimerization activity
Source: RefSeq, a predicted model, not a curated record
UUUAAAAACUUUCUGUCAUUUUUGUUAAUGGAAUAUAAAUUUUUUAUUGAUAGCCCUCUUUUUCUUCUCUUGAAUAUUUGAUUGUGCAGUCGUUCCAUUUUUGCGCGUAGAAAGUACAACGCAAAGUGAUUAAAAGGAACUAGAGUUAGUCACUAGUGUUUCCAUCUCCGCGAAAGAUGGUGGAGACCACGCAAAAGUGUUGUUGCGAGACAAACACAACGAGAUUCUUCGCGGUGUCGUGAUCGAGUCGGGGAAUCCUGGCGCCGAUUCCAAUGUGCCUUGACUCAAUCCAAUCUUUUUCUCCUCACGCCUGUAAUUUCCAAUUUGAUCCUAUCUCGAGUCGAUCCGCGAUCGUCCCUCGAUCCGAUAACUGUUCCAUGUGCGCGUUUUGAAUCCCAUCCGAUCAGAGAGAGAUAGCCGAACCGAUCAUGGCGGAUUCGUUGCAUAAGGAUGGAUAUGAAAAUCUAGCUGGCUUGAUGCGUGCUAGUGGUAAUACAGGGUCAGAUAGUGACAUGAAGCUGGAGCCGUCCAGUCCUACAGAGAAGUACACUUUCUCCCGUUGUAGCAGUACAGGAUCAGUUAACACGCCCUCUUCUUCCGCUCAUAAUACGGAGGAUGAAGAUAGUGAUAAUAAAAAUUCCACCAUAAGCUACAAGGAGCGCAGGAGGGAAGCUCAUACGCAGGCCGAACAGAAGAGACGAGAUGCUAUCAAGAAAGGUUACGACUCCCUUCAGGACUUGGUGCCCGCUUGCCAGCACACGGACACCUCGGGUUAUAAGAUUUCCAAGGCUACUGUACUCCAGAAAUCCAUCGAUUACAUACAGUUUCUGUUGCAACAGAAGAAGAAGCAGGAGGAAGAGCGCAACGCGCUGAGAAAAGAAGUCGUCGCGUUACGCAUUAUGCAGGCGAAUUACGAGCAGAUCGUCAAAGCGCAUCAGACGCAACCGGGGCAUGCGGAAAUGCGUAUCUCGGACGAGAUGAAGUUUCAAGUGUUUCAGGCAAUAAUGGAUCGCCUUUUUCAAACAUUUAAUAAUGUUUCCGUGGCUAACUUUGCAGAGUUAUCUGGCUGCGUGUUCAGUUGGCUCGAGGAACAUUGUAAACCUCAGACCUUACGCGAAGUAGUACUUUCGGUGCUACAACAGCUCAACGGUCAAAUCAGCUAGUCAAAUCUGUAUCUUCAAAAAAGAUACACAAUGUUUCUCUGAAAAAUUUGUUAAAUCUUUAUAUUUAUAAAGAUAACAUAACGUAUUAUAUAAUAGCUUGAAAUAGUAUCAAGUUUAAAGUAAAGAGUUUAUAAUUUACGCAGAUUUGGAUUAAAAAUGUUGGUGAUUUUCUUGUUGUUUUUUUCAUUUUAGUGUAAUAUCUGACAAUUAAUUCAUACAAAAUUUGGAAAAAAAUUUAUAUUAUUUUUAUAUAUAUUUUUUAAGUUUUGCAUUGAUAUAUUUUGUUAAUACAGAUAUCCUUCGAUUUAUAUGAAUAAUUUGUAUCUUGUAUUUGUGCAGAUGAUUCUGAGAUAAUCUCUUUCAGGAGAUAAGAUCAUUAGAUACUAAUAAUAAGUUACCAGAAAUGAUGUGCGUUGCAAAUAUAAUGCAUGUGAGAAAUAUGAGAAUAAGAGAGUUUAUUUUAUAUACAUCUAAUAGAGUUUAAAUAUAAUAUAGGAUUGUUGUGAGCGACUGUUGUCGAAUAUUUUUACCAGGUCUUUUAUUGCACACACUUUGCGAUAAAUGAAUGGCAUAUAGUGUAUAUAUGUAUAUCUGGAUGUAUCUGGUUAUGUAUAUAACAGAUUUAUAACAUAUAUUUACAAUGAAUGAAUAUAUACACUUUCGUGUAUACACA